Diorhabda carinulata is the source of this 6268-nucleotide messenger RNA. RefSeq lists its product as uncharacterized. Bases 417 to 1532 code for a protein of 371 amino acids. The record is from RefSeq and is a predicted model, not a curated record. Gene Ontology annotation, cellular component: cytoplasm. The transcript has 8 exons. Gene Ontology annotation, biological process: negative regulation of TOR signaling; negative regulation of protein kinase activity; neurotrophin TRK receptor signaling pathway. Lineage: Eukaryota; Metazoa; Arthropoda; Insecta; Coleoptera; Chrysomelidae.
AUUAUUUUUUGGUUAUCCUUCAGUCUAUUUACCAAUGGAAAAUGCCUAUCGAAUUGCGUUUUGGCAUUUAAAAUUCGGUAAUCGUGACUUUACGAGAGUGAACGAUCUAUUAGUACCUAAAUUCCUUGUUUCUUUGUUCAAAAAUUAAAGUUUUUUGGUAUAUUUUAUAAAAAGAUUUAUGUUAAUUCUUUAGAGAAACUUGUUUUGUGAUAAUAUGAAGUGUUAAAAGUGAUUAUUAUUUCUAUGAUACCCAUAAAUUCUUUCCAAUUUAUCGAAGAAGCCCGCUUAUAUUGUCACCAUUGAAUAUCUCUAUCAGCUGUAAUUUAUUUUCACCAACUUUUUUUUAAUAUACUAAGCGUCUUCGGUAUUGUCAUUAUAAUUUUGUUGUGUUGUUCGAUUAUUAAUUUAAGUUAUUCAUGAUGUUCAGUUGCUUUUGUCUUAAUAUUCACAUUGAGACCGCUUCAAAUGACUUCCAAAAGAUUAUGACAGAAUCAUUGAAUCUAAAUGAAGAGGAGAAGAACGAUGUAUUUUUUGAGCAAGAACUGUUGCAAGUUGUAAAGUUGAAAAAUAUAACUAAAGUUUUACCUACAAUGGUACAAACGCGGACUGUUGGACAUUGGAAUAUAAAUUGUUGUUUAAAUUGCUUAAAAGAAACUUAUGCUGUGCAUAGAGAUAAAGGAGCAGCCUGUGUAGUGAUGUCUUCAAAAUUAUUGGAUUCCAAAUCAAUAGAGAAAAUUAGGAAUGAACAAUUAGCAAUUUCUAAGGUUUUCAAUGUAAUUAUAAAUCCGGGUGAUAUUAGUGAAAACAUCAAUGUUAUAAAUUUAUACCCAAAUUGUGACUAUGGAUCCAUUAUUAAAAGUAUUAGGGAAGUUACAUCAGAGUUUUUGAGGAAGGAGAUGGUGGCCGUUGAGGAAAGGAUUAAGAAAUAUUCCGAAGAACAAUAUGAAAUAUUGAACAAUUUAAAAGAUACGGCUUAUGAAGAACAUGAUUCAUUAGUAACAUUAGUUCAACGAUUUUCUGAAAAAACUAAACCAACAAGUACAAAUCAUUUCAUGGAGUCUACACAGUUUCGGGAAUCUCUAGCAAAACCUUUCAAUUUAACUGAACCAAUUAGUUUGAAGUCAAAUGAAAAGGCAAAACAGGUGAGACAUACGCCAAAAAAACAAAAAAGUUCGCCAGCAGUACCAGUAACAUCCUAUGAUGCCGAAGGCCUAUUUGACUUUGAUGGUAGUGAUGAUGUUAAUUCAUUUUCGGAAAGCGACGUUGGAGAAAGUGACAGAGAUGAUAGUAAAGAUGAUCGUAUGAACAUACCAAGACAAAGAUCUCUGAGAGGGAGUAUAGCAAAAUCUUUACCUAUGAAUAUUCCAACGUUUCUUUCUCAAGCUAGGAAUCCAUCUUCUGAAGAUUUGGAUGAUAUGCCUCAAGAUGAUAAUAUAGACAUAGCAGCUAGUAUAAAAGCACUGGCCAAAAGUGUCCACGGUGAUACUGUUUUUGGGGAACUACCUCGUCCAAGAUUAAGUACGCAAAUAUAGAAUUUUCUCAUCUUCCAAAUGAUGCUUCCAGUAAAAAAAUCACCAAGUAUGGCAAUUUGAAAAUCCGCAAGGUAAAAAAAUGGUUAUUGUGAGAUCAUAAGGAUUAAAGUGACAUGUGUUAAUUGUAGGGUAUAAGAAAUGAGUUUUUUAUUUGUUUUGUUUGGCAUGUUAAUAAUCGAAGUUAUGUGGAAAGUUUGGAUUGGCAAAAAUGUAAUUUUCCUCAAUAUUGAAUUUUUGAUUCAUAUUUUAAUGAAUGCUAAUUACUUAGUCAGAUCUUUUCCAAAAAUCAGCUGUCAUACUUCUUUUCUUGUAUGUAUUUGUUACUUACUAUGAUGUAUCGGUGAUUGUAUUUUGUAUUGAUUAGUUACAUUAUGUCUCGCAACUCAAUUUCAUGCAACAAAAUGGGUUUUUUGAUGGUUUGAUAAAAUAGCUAAUUUUCGAGUUAUGGCCCAAAUUUCCUGCCAAGUAGUCAGUACAGUUCUUUAUAACAGUCCACUUACUAUUCAUUAAUAUAUUAUAAAUCAAUUUUAUAUGUUUGAACUAUUUUAAGUGUUAGUUAUUGUUAUUCUGCCCAUCUAAAUCCAUAAUGAAGAAACUGAAUUUUUCCACUACACAUCAAAAAAACUUUGAUGACUUGUGUUUUAUCAGAGAUUAAUCUGAAUGUAUCAUAAAAACAAUAGAACAAAAAUAUCAAUUUGAUAAAUAAAAUACACUUUUGUGAAUGAUUUUAUAACUAGUGCAUGUAAAUAGUAUUAAAAAAUCAAUAUUUUAUAAAACUAUUUUUCUCUUAUUGAAAAUUAGGGGAAAUUUAUGAAAGAUAAUGUAUUCAUAUUAUCUAUUGGGAUGGAUUGUUCUUCAUUCCAGUCCGUAUUUUAUUUACCUUAUUUUGCCACCUUUUUAUUGGUCUUCAUUUAUAACUCUUAUUUGAUUUAAUUGUCCCAUGGGUUGUGCUUUUAUGUAUUUCAAAAUAGAUUUAGUUAUUCUUUUACUUCUUUAUUCCAUUUCUGAUUAUGAUAUUUUUUCUUUGUGUGUAUUUUUGAUAUCUUUUGUUAUUUUUGAUGCUUAUAGGAUUGCUGGUCCAAUGUCAUAUGUCUUAUAUUUUAAGCCUUUCCCUUCCUAUAAGUAGUAUCACUAAUAUCCAAGUAGAGAUUUCAGUUUGCUUUUUCUUUCCAUUCAUAUACUCCUGCUUUUUCCAAGUCAAAACCUUUUCCAUUAUUUUUUCCUCCCUCAUUAUCGGUUACUCUUCCCCACAAUAUGUUUAUUUGCAUUACCAUUAAUGUUCUGGAGUGGAUGUACCCGAAAAUAGGUUUGUCACUAAUUUAUUUUAGUUAAAGCUUGUUUCGAGGUACCUAAAUUACAGACUUUCCUUUAACUCAGUUUAUUUUAUCCUGAAAAUUUGUGAAAGACAUUUUUGUCAAUGAUAAUUAAGGGAGUUACUUUAUUUUUUUUUUUGUAAAAUAAAAACAAUUAUAUUAUUUAUGUGUUAUCCUAAAUUUGGUGCAGUAUCCACCUAUAACCUUCAAUUAUGCCUUAUUAAAUAAUAAGUGGAUAUUUGUUUUUAAUUAUUGUUUGAAAAUAUAUGAAAGUCUAGUCCCGAAUCGGCUGCUAUGUUUUGUUCCCCUUUUUAAAUAUGUUGUAAUUCCUUAUUUUUUCUUUAAAUAUCUGUGCCAUAAUUAUUGGUUUGCUUCCUAAAAAUUUUUUUAAUGAUUAUAACGAGAUGCGAAAAAUAUUUUAUUUUGAAAUGCUACGAUGGUUAUAAGGAAUUUCAUGAUUAGAAUAACCUGCUACAUAAAUUAUUUUAUUAUUUUUCAUGUAGUUUUUGGUAUAAAAAACUGAAUAUUUUUAGGUUCAGGUUUUUCUUUUUAUUUUUUCCACGCUCGGAGGGUACAUAUAACAGGGGGUAGCAGUCUUCCUCGAAGUUCUCUAUCUUCUGUGUUAGUAACUUUCAUUAAUCUUAGCUUUAAUUUCUUCGGAAGAUUCGUUUGAGCUACUUUCUGUUGCAACUGAGGAUGGAUUAAUAAGUUUGAUAUAUCUCUCAAAAAAUGUCGUCGACGUAAAUCAUUUUUAUCGAUAUUGUUAUCUUUGUAAAUGUAAGUUGGAAAUUGAUUCCUGUAACAUACAACAUUGUAAAAUAUCACCAUGGGCCAUCUUUUAUAUUUGGUAUAUAUGGAAGGAUUGGUAAAUCGUCGAUGAAGCCAAACGUACUUGUGUGGAUAGGUCUUUUAGUACGUUUUGAAAAUUCCAUUGUCAAUUCAACUUUAUUUUUUCUUAUUGUUCCAAUUACUGGGAAUGUACUGACGAAAAAACCAUUUUCCUCUAAAUGCUGAAAGCAUCUCAUCAAUGGUGAUAUAGGUCGAAUAAUUAUAACCAUUUCGAAAUUUUUUUUACAAAUUUAUCGAAUAUUGAACGAAUGGAAGCUAAUUUAUCAAAUUUUGUUCGAUCUGAGCAUGUUUCUUUGUCAUCAGAUCGUAUGAAAUGUACAAGAAAUCGGAACUUCUGCAAACUCAUUGCAAGGAAAAACAUUUUUAAGCCAUAUCCAUCUCUUCUGCUAAGCUGAUAUUAUCCUGAUUUGAUCUAAUAGUUUUUGGCUAAGUUAGGUUAGGUUAUAUUUUUAGUUGUUCUUCGUCCAUAUUUGUUAGUCUCAUUGUUUCAGCGGUGUUUGUAACUACUGGUUUUAUCGCAGUAUCGUAGACUCUUAAUUUCGUUGCUCGGCUUAUUCUCUUGCCCUGCAUUAUAAUUUUGUAUUGCAAGAAUUCUUUGUCUUGUCUCAUUUUUUGUUUUGUUUAUAUUGAUUAUCAUUGUUUCUAAGUACUUAAAGGUGUCGAUUACUUCGAAGAUAAGGUCAUUUAUCUUUACUGUUUCUUGUUGUUGAACUUCUUCCUUUCAAUUUCCUUAUAUUUAGUCUUUUUCUGAUUUAUUUUCAAUUUUCUUUUUCCUGCCUCCCUUACAAUUUUUUCUAAUGUGCUCUCAAGACUCUCUCGGUCACUUGCUAAUAGAUUUAAAUCAUCAGCAUAUGCUAUUACUUGUAUUGAUUUAUUAAUGAUACUUCCAUCUAUUUUACAUUCCCUUAUUAAGCCUUCAACUGCAAUGUUAAACAAUAUCGCUGAGAGUCCGUUACCCUGCCUUACACCAGCAUUUAUUUUAAAUUCCUCAGAUGGUCCAUUUUUUGUUAUUACCCUUGCCUCAACACCUUGCAUAUCUGAAAUUUCCUGUUUAUAAUCACUUUCAUGAAUCACAAAUUCCUCAUUGUCCCGUUCCUUUUUUAUCGGAUUCAUCUUCAAAAACAAUUUAUUCACUAUCACUAUCAUCUUGUCCUACAUCAUUCAGUGGUUUUUGCAAAUAUGCUUGCUCCUUUUCAUUUUUCUGAAAUAGAAAUUGAAUAACAAAAAUAUCUAGAAAAUUAUUUUUUCAUACAAAUUUGUAUCUUUAGUUAUUGCGCCGGCCUGAGAUACUAUAACUCGACAGACUAUCACGCACCAACUGCCAAAAAUUGACUGAACUUCGAUCUUAAUGAUAAAGGUACUAGUCCGUUCAGCCAAAUAGGGUACAAAUCUUAUUGUUAAUAACAUAAAAAGGGAUGGCCUGCUCUCACAGACAAUGGCGCGACUACCGGAAGGUUAAUAUAGAUCCCAUUAUCCAUUUUACUCAAUAUUUUAAUAUCUUUAAUUUUAUCAUAGAAAAUAAAAUUGUUUUAAUUUGUGAAUAUCUAUUAAAAAUACGAGGACAUCAAAAUUACUUUGAAGAAAAUUCAAUAAAAAUGAAAAUUUUGUCCCAAAAUAUUUACCCUUUCAAGUUCAUAUUGUCUACAUUGUCGUCAUUCUUCAUUAAAACGACAAAUAAAGCACUUUAACUUGUAAGUGACCACAAAAGACUAAUCUGAUGGAUUUCAAAUCAACAGUAUCCGGCCGAUUACAUUUGUGCGGAAGCGUUUAUCGUAGGUCAAGAAUUUUAAAUAUAGGAAAAAAAUCAGUGCAGCUCGUUGCGAAGGGUCUACUUUGCAACAAAAUAGGCCGCGGUUUAUAACAACACGGAUAUUUAACAUUAAAUGGGCGUACAAUUAACUAGACAUAGGUUUUUAUCUCACGUCAAGUGAACAGCACUUGGGUACAGAAUCUGUUGUUUGGAUUAUUAGGAACACCUAAACAUUCGCGUCCAAUCUUUCGGGCUCAAAUAUAUUUAUUGCCUGUGAACAUAGUUUCAUAUAUUCACAACAUCGGAUGCAAAUGGCUAAAGGUGGGGGGUCUCAAACAAGCCUUAUAUAAUAAUAUAUGUCUGUGGUAUAUAUGUAAUAGUAAAAAUUUUAGGAUUCCUUGUGAAAUCUAUAUAUUAUAUAUUUAUGGUCUUCUUCGACAACGCUGUAGCCUAAUCAAUGUAUUUACCUUGUGAAAACUGGUAUUUUUGAAUAUAUAAAAAAAAUAUUGACAUUUAUUAUUUUUUGCAUCUCGUUGUACAAUUGGCUUCUUCAUAUCAUUUUAUUGAUUUAAUUUAUAUAAGAUAUUUGCAACUAUUUUUUCUUGUUGCUUUUUUGCAAUAUCUUGUAUGUUUGCUGUGUUGAUGUAGGAUCUAUUACUUUGAUCUGUUAUUUUAGUUUACUUUUUUUAUAAUUAUUAUUGCUUAUUGUAAAAUGUAAAUAAAGGCAAAAUAUAUAAAAAACACUGAAAUGUACAAUUAUAGUUUGUAAUUUUUUAGAAUUGUAUUAUUCAUUAUACAUUUAAUUAAAAGACAUACAAAAGUUA